AUGGUCAUGCUGGAUGAUGAUCAUGAUGAUGAUGAUGAUGACAGAAGCACCAAGAGCUUCAACGCCCACGUGGAGCUUGUGUUGGGAAUCCAAAGUGGCAAAUCUCCGACCUGGCCGGCCCUCUCUCUGGUGUCCAUCGGCCUGGUGGUGAAACACUUCUGGCGCAACUUAGUGGAGCUCUCCCGUGUCCAUCAACAGCUUCAGGAGGAGAGAGACAUCGUAAACACUGGGCGCUCGUCUGCGGCGGACGCCGGUGAGACGGCGGAGGACAAAGACAAGCUGAAGAAGCAGUGUCUCUCGCCAUCGUCUGUCAUCGGCCGACGGCCUCCGUCCUCCGUGUCCCAGGCGAGUUCUGGACUGGGCAGCUGCUUCUCCUCCGGCCCGCGCUGCGUCGCCGUGGAAACGCGUCCCGUCGGCUGCCAGACCGUUGCGUCGUCCCUGGUGCCGUGCGACGCCUGCGCCCGGGUGCAGAACAGCCUCCGGACGGUGAGCGACGCCCUGGUGGCCACGUGCCAGGGCCAAGGCCUUCCCUCCUCGCUGGGGCGCUUCCUGGAGGCGGUGGACGAGUCGCUGGAACACGGGUGUCUCUCGGCGGCCGACGUGGCGCAGUGGGCCGCCGAGCAGAGCCGGGACCUGGGCCGCCUCGGGAAGCACCUCUCCCAACUCCGGGACACCAUAGAGCCGCUGAAGGAGAGCCAGGUGGCCCUGGAGGGACAGCGGGCCGAGAUGAAGGCGCAGGUGAAGAGGAUGGAGGACUUGAUGGCCCGGGAGAGGGAGGAUCACCGUGCCGGCAGAGAGCAACUGGAGCUCAGGCUCAAGGAGGCUCAAGAGAGGGAAGAGGAGGCGGUGAGGAGGCUGCAAGUGGAGCUGGAGGAGCUUAAGCAGGGUGCUGCGUCUUUGAAGGAGAAGAACUGCAGGAUGGAGGCAGAACUUUGUGCGCAGCAGGAUCACGUUCACGCGCUUGAGCGGGAGAAGAGUCGGCUUCUGGAGGAGGUGCGGCUCCUUCGGGAGGAGCGGGCGGCCGCGCGAGACCUCGAGGAGCGACGGCGCUCCCUGGAGGCCGAGCUCUCCAGCCACAAGCUCCUGCUGGAGAAGGAGAGCGCCAAGUACCUGAGCGCCUGUCGCCAGCAGGAGGCGACGCAGGCCAAGCAGAAGGCCCUGUUGGAGCGAGCCGACGCGCUGGACCUGGAGUGCGAGGAGCUGCAGGAGCGCCUGGGGGCGAGCGAGGAGGCCUGCGCCGACCUGGAGGAGCGGCUGAGGAGCACCACCACGGAGACAGAGCGUCUGCGGAUCCAACUUGCAGAGCAGGAGGCCCUGGUCAUCAAGCUCCAGGAGGAGAAAGAGCGGCUCAAGGUGCGAGCCUCAGAGCUCCAGGAUGAGGUGCAGGAUCUCGUCCAGAGGGAGAAGCUGCUGGUGGCCUUCCCUGAGCUCAGCCCGGCAGCCCGGCGCCCCCCGCAGAGCACAGGAGACAUUCUGGAGGACAUGGAGCAGCAGGUGCGAGCCAAUCACGUGCGCAUCGCUGUCCUGGAGAAGGAGAACGCCGCCCUGAGCAGCAGCCUGGCCAGACUGAGAGACGGAGCCCAGCAGCCAGACGCACCGGUUGUCUCUCCUCUGCAGCGCUGCCCCUCUGUCGUGGGAACCGGAGACAGCAGUGGAUGUCCUGCCCUGAGGCCCCAGUCCUUCACACAGGUGCAGCGAGCCACAGAGGCCACCAGGGGCCGGCGGAGGGCUGGGGAGGGCAUGUCCAGCAACGGCGCCGAUGGGACCCUGCCGUGGGACGGAGAACUUUCCGCAGCCUCCUCGCAUUCGCUGAGCUCCGCCUCGAACCGGCUGCACUUCCAGACCCUCGGGCUCCAGCUCUCCCCCGAGUUCGAUGGCGCCAAGACCGACCUCAAUCUCCACCGCAUCUACAGGACCCGUUCGGCGGGGAGACCCCCAAGGAGGAAGUGA
Messenger RNA from Scleropages formosus (Asian bonytongue), 1950 nucleotides. RefSeq names its product coiled-coil domain-containing protein 157-like. The coding region runs from base 1 to 1950 and encodes 649 amino acids. The transcript has 10 exons. The record is from RefSeq and is a predicted model, not a curated record. Lineage: Eukaryota; Metazoa; Chordata; Actinopteri; Osteoglossiformes; Osteoglossidae.